AUGAUCCGCGAUCCCCAAUUCUGGAAACGGUUCAGCACAGCCGUACACCAAGACGACUUGGAGAAGCAGAUCAUGACGGCUCAAAGUCCAAAGCACCCGUACGUGGCAAGCAGUUCUUCUUUUACCCCUGUACCAUUGUCUCUCGGGUCUCCCCUAUCACAAAUACACUUUCCAAUGUCCUCACCGGGACAACCACCCAUGGUCCACCUGGCCUCGCUCUCAGGCUCCACCAUAACGAGCUCGCUCUCGCCUCUCUCCGCCGAAAUCUCCUUUUCAGACGCCGACGACAAGAGCAAAGCCUUACGCCGCUCAACCCUCCAAAAAACUCCCUCGACAAAACCCCUCCUCCGCCCAAACUUUACCGGCUCAAACAUCAAACUCCCACCUACCGCCUCCUCAUCGACCUCGUCAUCACCAACAACAACAUGUUCCCCGCACCACUCCCCCCUCGACCCUCCCCCUCGCAUCCACCACCGCGCCUCCAACCCCCCUUCUUCCCCCUUCCGCCCCUUUUUCCGCGCCCCAAACAUCUCCGCCAUCUCCCUCUCCCUCAGCGGCCGCCCUUCCUCGCGCUUCAAGUUCGUAACCACCAUCACGGCUGACGCCUCACACAGAGACUCGUGGCUUGUGCGGCAGAAGCGGAAAGAGCGCCACCGCACAUGGAUCUGCUGGGCCUUUUGGAUCGCACUGCUGCUUCUUGUUGCUGCGGUUGUCACAACGGUUUUGGUGCUCAAGUCUCGGGGCAUUAUUUGA
Messenger RNA from Bipolaris maydis ATCC 48331, 753 nucleotides. RefSeq lists its product as uncharacterized. Lineage: Eukaryota; Fungi; Ascomycota; Dothideomycetes; Pleosporales; Pleosporaceae. The record is from RefSeq and is a predicted model, not a curated record.